CGACUCCAAAGUCAAAACCCCUCUAAACCCUAAUCUGCCUCUCACAAAACAAUACAUGAAAAUAUCCCCGACCCCGAUCUCCAGUUAAACUCAGGGGAAGAAAAAUGGAGGUGGCAUCAGCGGCCGACGUUGUAGCUAUGGAGGAAGAAAGGGAAUUAACCAAUCGCGUGAUAUGUCAGCUGACGGACUCAGAAGGUACUCCUCUGGGAGCGCCUAUUUUUCUUCCGGAAAGCGCCGGCCCGAAAGAGCUCCAGCAGCUGGUCAAUAAGCUACUCAACAACGAGGAAAGAUUGCCUUAUGCAUUUUAUGUAUCAGACAGUGAACUUGUAGUGCAGCUAGGAACAUACCUUCAGAAGAAUAAAGUGUCUGUGGAGAAAGUUGUGACGAUAGUUUACCAGCCCCAAGCAGUAUUUAGAAUACGGCCGGUAACUCGCUGUUCUUCGACUAUAGCUGGUCAUACAGAGGCAGUGCUUUCUGUAGCGUUUAGUCCAGAUGGACGCCAGUUGGCAAGUGGAUCAGGCGACACCACUGUACGGUUAUGGGACUUAAAUACGCAAACUCCAUUGUUCACGUGUAAAGGACACAGAAACUGGGUUCUUUGUAUUGCAUGGUCGCCAGAUGGUAAACAUCUUGUUAGUGGAAGCAAGGCUGGAGAACUGAUAUGCUGGGACCCACAGACUGGCAAACCAUCAGGGAACCCUCUUACUGGUCACAAGAAAUGGGUUACUGGAAUUUCAUGGGAGCCGGUGCAUCUUAGUGCUCCAACCCGCCGCUUUGUUAGUUCAAGUAAAGAUGGUGAUGCAAGAAUAUGGGAUGUUACUUUGAAAAAAUGUGUUAUAGUUCUUACAGGACACACACUUGCCAUAACAUGUGUGAAGUGGGGUGGAGAUGGAGUCAUAUAUACAGGAUCACAGGAUUGUACAAUUAAAAUGUGGGAAACUUCACAAGGGAAGCUCAUACGCGAACUAAAGGGCCAUGGCCAUUGGGUAAAUUCUCUAGCAUUGAGUACAGAGUAUGUUCUUCGAACUGGUGCAUAUGAUCAUACCGGCAAAACAUAUACAUCUCCGGAGGAAAUGAAGAAGGUAGCAUUAGAAAGGUACAACAAGAUGAAAGGCAGUGCCCCUGAAAGGUUGGUUUCAGGUUCAGAUGAUUUCACCAUGUUCCUGUGGGAGCCUGCUGUCAGUAAGCACCCCAAAACUCGUAUGACUGGCCAUCAACAGCUUGUAAAUCAUGUCUACUUCUCUCCGGACGGUUUGUGGGUCGCGAGUGCCUCCUUUGACAAGUCGGUUAAAUUAUGGAACGGAGUCACUGGAAAAUUCGUGGCUNAUUGAACGCUUAAAAUGCCAUCUCGGACAGAUUUACCUCAAAAACUGUUACUCAAGUGACCUUUUUAAACAGGUGUGGGAUAUUCGUACUCAGAAGUUGAAGCAAGAUCUUCCGGGGCAUGCAGAUGAAGUAAGGCCUCCAACACCCAAACCCAGUAUUUGCAGUAGAUUGGAGUCCUGAUGGUGAGAAAGUUGCAUCUGGAGGCAAGGAUAAAGUUUUGAAGUUAUGGAUGGGAUAAGGAAAUCUUGGUCACUUGAAUGGCUUUGUGCACAGCUUACAUUUAUAUCAAAUUUUUGCGGUGAUGGAAAUGUGCCAUGUAAUAUGAAAUAUUGUUUAUUUAUUAUCAUUACUAGUGGUGGAGAACUUAAAUAAUCAAAAGUAUUAUUGGGUUUUUUCAGCUAANCGAU
Messenger RNA from Striga asiatica, 1733 nucleotides. The record is from the annotation of a GenBank genome assembly. NCBI's taxonomy places the organism in Eukaryota, Viridiplantae, Streptophyta, Magnoliopsida, Lamiales, Orobanchaceae.